AUGUGGCCAGGACCCACCUCCACCAUCCCAACCCCCCCACCUUCCCCACUCACUAUCCCCACCCCCCUAACAUCCCCUUCCACCCUCCCCACCCCCUACCUUCCACCCACCCUCACAACACCCACCGUCCCCAACCCCUACUUUCCUUCCUCCCCACCCCCACCUUCCCCUUCCACCCUCCCCAUCCCCCCUUCCAUCCUCCCCAACCACACCUUCCACCCUCCAUACCCCUACCUUCCAUCCAACCCAACCUCCCCACCCCCACCUUCCACCAUCCCACUCCUCACCUUCCACCUUCACCCUCCCCACCUUCCACCAUCCCCACUCCCCACCUUCCACCCUCCCCACCUUCCACCAUCCCCACUCCCCACCUCCACCAUCCCCACCCCCUUCCACCCUCCCCACCUUCCACCAUCCCCACUCCCCACCUUCCACCCUCCCCACCCCCACCCCCACCUUCCACCUUCAACCCUCCCCACCCCCACCUUCCACCUUCAACCCUUCCCACCCCCACCUUCCACCUUCCACCCUCCCCAGCCCCACCUUCCACCCUCCCCAGCCCCCACCUUCCACCUUCCACCCUCCGCACCCCACCUUCCACCCUCCCCACCCCCACCCCCACCUUCCAUCUUCCACCCUCCCCACCCCCACCUUACACCAUCCCCACUCCCCACCUUCCACCUUCCACCAUCCCCACUCCCCACCUUCCACCUUCCACCCUCCCCACCCCCACCUUCCACCAUCUCCACUCCCACCUUCCACCUUCCACCUUCCACACUCCCCACCUUCCACAUCCCCACUCCCACCUUCUACCUUCCACCUUCCACACUCCCCACCUUCCACCCUCCACCCUCCUCUGCCCUCCCUGGAACCAUUGCUGCGCGGCCCGGCCUCUUACAUCCAGCCGGAGUGCUCUCUGGCCAGGGGAGAGCCGGCGAGCUGAAGGCCCCUCUUUGUGCUUCUGCUCCCUGGGAGAUAUUAACCCCCCGUCUCCUCGCCUCCACGACCACACAAAGGAAGCACUUACUAAACGCUAAAGCCUUAACAAACAACGCCUUUCAGAUGAACCCAGCUCCAUGCGGUGCAGAGGGAGGGGGUAGAGGGGAGCUGAGGAGAGAGAGGGGGAAAAAGCCUCCCUUUACUUGUAUUUGCAGAUUACAGGAGAAGGUGGCGUUGGCGUUGGCGGGCGGCUGA
This is a messenger RNA of Oncorhynchus kisutch (coho salmon), 1194 nucleotides long. RefSeq names its product extensin-like. The coding region runs from base 1 to 1194 and encodes 397 amino acids. The record is from RefSeq and is a predicted model, not a curated record. The transcript is spliced from 2 exons. Lineage: Eukaryota; Metazoa; Chordata; Actinopteri; Salmoniformes; Salmonidae.